CACUGACUCUUCUUAUGCAACACUUCUUUGCGGAUAAACCAACUUUUUGUAUCAAAGGGCGCAAGACAUGAUAUUUAUAUUCCAGCCUCAGAACCAACAAUCUCCUCCCCGAAUCUUCCGAGAAUCCGCCGUAUUGUCGUCGAAGCACACCAUUUUCCGAAGCAAACUUGUUGAGCUGCAGGUUGGAGAGGCCUAGAAGCCGAGUUCUCCCUAGCAUUUUAGGACGUCAGAGCAACUUCCGAUCGCCCUGUCCCUCAGAUAAAUUAUUUCGUCGUGCCACCCUCCCUUCUCUCCUGCGACAUAUCUGAACAUGGCGAAGGACGAGAUCCACGAGCAUGUGCCUCAUAUCACCAAGCACAAAGAACAAAAUCCCAUGACAAAUUGGGUUUACGAUGUAUUCCUGUGGACUUUUUCUAUACUGGUGGAUCUUUUCUUCCGAGAAGUACACCCUCGCGGAUCAUGGAAGGUUCCUAGAAGAGGUCCCUUGAUCUUUGUGGCUGCACCUCAUGCCAACCAGUUCGUCGAUCCCCUCAUCUUAAUGCGAACACUCCGUACCGAAUGCCACCGACGAGCUGCUUUCCUCAUUGCCGCGAAAUCGAUGAACAGAUGGUUGAUAGGAUGGUUCGCACGGAAAGUGGGUGCUGUGCCUGUUGGAAGAGCUCUUGACAUGGUGAAGCCAGGAUCUGGUACCGUUUAUCUGCCAGACCCAAUUUCUGAUCCUCUUCUCGUCCGUGGAAUAGGCACCAAGUUCGAUUCGUCCGAAGUACAAAUCGGAGGACUGCUUGUGUUACCCAGCGUCAACGGAACCGCUGCGAACUCUGAGAUUGCAGAAGUCAUUAGUGCCGAAGAGCUGAGGCUGAAGAAACCAUUCAAAGGCGCAGCUGCCAUGAGACAAUUGACUGGAAGAAAUGAUGUCGACGACAACGGCAGACUUAUGGACCAAAAUGUCAAAAGAACACAAGAUGGAUUUGAAGGUUCCAAAUACAAGCUCGCUCCAAAGGUCGAUCAAACACAAGUGUAUGACGCUGUAUUUGAUCGUCUCAGCGCUGGAGGAGCAGUUGGUAUCUUUCCUGAAGGUGGUAGUCACGAUCGAACAGAGCUAUUACCUCUGAAGGCCGGCGUAGCUAUCAUGGCUCUCGGUGCACUGGCAGCGAAUCCAGAUAGCGGAUUGAAGAUUGUGCCUUGCGGAAUGAACUAUUUCCACGCCCAUAAGUUUCGCUCCCGAGCUGUCGUGGAAUUUGGAAACCCAGUUGAGGUGCCAAAAGAGCUUGUUGAGCUUUACAAGGGUGGGGAACGAAGAGAGGCUGUGAGCCAAUUACUUGACACUGUCUACCAAGCCCUUGUUGCCGUCACGGUCACCAGUCCUGAUUACGAUACUCUCAUGCUCAUUCAAGCUGCUCGAAGACUUUACAACCCUACAGGCAAGAAGCUACCUCUGCCUAUGGUUGUUGAAUUGAACCGAAGGCUUGUCAAAGGAUACACACAUUACAAAGAUGAUCCUAGAAUUGUGUCGCUAAAGAAAUCGGUAACGGAUUACAACAAAGAACUGCGGUACAUGAACAUUCGGGACCACCAAGUCGAGUACGCGAAGUUUUCCAUCCCGAAAGUCAUCUUUCUUCUCUUCUAUCGUCUGGGGAAGAUAUCCCUUCUUUCAGUUGGUGUGAUUCCUGGCCUCGUUCUCUUCGCGCCGGUCUUCGUCGCCUCAAAAAUCAUCAGCAUCAAGAAAUCCCGCGAAGCACUCGCUGCGUCUACUGUCAAGCUCCAAGGUCGUGAUGUUAUGGCCACUUGGAAGCUGCUUGUGGCUCUUGCAUUCGCGCCUAUUCUCUACAACUUCUACACCAUCCUGCUCACCUACUGGACAUAUCGCAACCGAGUUCAAGGCUAUGUACCCGAUUGGGUGCCUCUCUGGGCUGUGGUGAUCUUUGGCUAUAUUUUCUUCCCUGCAAUCACGUUCGCAGCGCUUCGCUUCGGUGAAGUCGGUAUGGAUAUUGUCAAGUCGUUACGACCCCUCGUCUUGUCUUUAAAUCCUCAGUCAAGCAACACCAUUCAUAAACUUCGGGAACGGAGAAAGCUUCUGAGUGCUGAAGUGACCGACGUUAUCAACACCUUAGGCCCAGAAAUGUUUCCGGACUUCGAUGCUGCGAGAAUCGUGGCCGAUCCUUUCCGUGGCGACGAUUCAGGCAGCCCUAUCUCACCCACAACCAGAGGCUUCCAUCGCAGAGACAGCAGCCAUUCUGGAAUCUCCGAUGUAGAGACUCCGCCGCGAUUUCAAAGAAGUGUCACAGAUGCGUCUAUUGGCGGAGGCUCCAGUAUGCAUGGUGGCCUCCCUCGGAACGAGUCAUUUAAGAAUCUGGGAAACAUCGCCUUGUUUGCAACGCGACCAUCUUCUAGAAGUCGAAGUCGCAGCAGUAGUAGCGGUGGUGCUGUUGGCUCCUCGGGCUUUCCAUUGAAGAGCUUUAGCACUCUAGACUCUAAGGAUGGUUUUGAAGAGGUUAGCAUGAAGAUAAGAGGGGCAAUGAGAGAGAGGGGCCAAAUGAGAAGGAGGAAGAGUGAAGAAGCAAGGGAAGAAGAGGAUGAUGAAGAUAGUGAGGAUGAGGAGCGCAAAGACGUCUAGAUAUAAAGAUUCGCAAGGAGAGCACACUGAUUUCAGCGCCGGCGUUUGGGACAAUACCAAUACCAUUUGUUUCUUCCUGUCGCUAUGCUCUAUCAAUGGCUCCCGCUGUUCCUGAGAGUAUGUUGUGAUUACAGUGUACCUCCUAAUCUUAUGUUCAUUUCUUGUCCUUCGGGAUUUCUUACCGUAGCUUGAAGAGAAGAGAUAUUAUGCCGCUUCAAAUGCAUAAUUUCUCUCUGAUUCAAAGUAUCCUGUUGCUGAAGGACUUCAAACAAAUUCUGUCUGUGCACACAUUCUCAUUUUCAAAUAGCACGUUUCUAUAUAUGCGGUUAAGUAAUGAAUGGUUUGGCG
Mollisia scopiformis is the source of this 2962-nucleotide messenger RNA. RefSeq lists its product as uncharacterized. Gene Ontology annotation, biological process: phospholipid biosynthetic process. NCBI's taxonomy places the organism in Eukaryota, Fungi, Ascomycota, Leotiomycetes, Helotiales, Mollisiaceae. The transcript has 2 exons. Gene Ontology annotation, molecular function: glycerol-3-phosphate O-acyltransferase activity; glycerone-phosphate O-acyltransferase activity. Gene Ontology annotation, cellular component: endoplasmic reticulum membrane. Bases 311 to 2614 code for a protein of 767 amino acids. The record is from RefSeq and is a predicted model, not a curated record.